AUGUUUUUCAUUAGCAAGACAGAUCAGCAGAACAAGAAACAGCAGCAUAAAAUCGCAGAAAGACAGCAAGAGGACGAAAUCAGAAAGACGCUCCAGAAGAAUGCCAGCUUACAGGUCCCAGGGUACCAAACUGCAUUUGGCAGUUCUCGAUAUUGGUAUGAUCCAUUGUUCCUCUGCUCCUCAGUGGCGGUGCUGCUGUGUGUGGCGGUGUCCUCUGAGGCACUGGGCAUGACUGAUCUGUUGGAGAGAGUCUCCCAGAUUUCUGACAAUCUGCACUCACUCAGCACAUCUCUCAGUAACGACCUUAACACUCAUUUCCAUCCAAUUGGAAAGAUCAUGAUGCGCCCGUCUAUGUGUCACACAUCCUCCCUCCAAACGCCCACUGACAAAGACCAAGCCCUCAGAGUGCCUGAAUCAGAGUUGCUGUCCCUGGUUCGUUCGCUACUGCUUGCGUGGUCAGAUCCUCUGGCUGUACUGUUGACUGAGGCACCCAAUCUUGUCCACCCUGAGAAAAGCCUGAUCUACAGCAAAACCAAAGAACUGCAAGAACACUCAAACACCUUGGGUGCUGGCUUGGAGCAUCUGGUCCACAAAAUGGGUCACUCCUCCCAGGACAUCUCCUCCGUCCCCUUCAAUAAUGAUCUUGGGAACGACAAGAACUCGCGCCUGACCAACUUCCACUUUCUGCUGUCCUGUUUUCGCAGAGACUCCCACAAGAUCGACAGCUUCCUCAAGGUCCUUCGCUGCCGGGCAGCCAAACUGCGCCCAGAGAUGUGUUAG
Messenger RNA from Clupea harengus (Atlantic herring), 780 nucleotides. It is a transcript of the gene prl, whose product is annotated as prolactin. Gene Ontology annotation, molecular function: hormone activity. The transcript has 6 exons. Gene Ontology annotation, biological process: positive regulation of receptor signaling pathway via JAK-STAT; response to nutrient levels; positive regulation of cell population proliferation. Gene Ontology annotation, cellular component: extracellular region. The record is from RefSeq and is a predicted model, not a curated record. NCBI's taxonomy places the organism in Eukaryota, Metazoa, Chordata, Actinopteri, Clupeiformes, Clupeidae. The coding region runs from base 1 to 780 and encodes 259 amino acids.